This is a messenger RNA of Miniopterus natalensis, 453 nucleotides long. The record is from RefSeq and is a predicted model, not a curated record. Lineage: Eukaryota; Metazoa; Chordata; Mammalia; Chiroptera; Miniopteridae.
AUGCAGACUCUCUGGACUAUAAAGAAUCUCAACCGUGGUUUUGCCAAACUGAAGGCAUUGGUGCCAUUUCUUCCUCAAAGCAGGAAGCCUAGCAAAGUUGAUAUUCUUAAAGGUGCAACUGAAUACAUACAAGUUCUCAAUGAUGUUUUGGAAAGAGCCAAAGACUCUGAGAAACAAUACCCACAUCAUCAGAACUAUAUCAAUAAUACUUCUGAGCCACAUAUAUCCAUGGCUAAAGGGCUAUUAAGAAACAACACCCAACAUGCUAGCUGUGCUGUGGGCUUGAAGAAUGAGGCGGCAGGGCCCUGGGCAGGUGGUGGCAGUAGUGAGGCGACAUACGCUUGUUGCCAGAGCAUGAUGUCUACAACUGAAGUUAUCUCCCCAACCAGGAGUCUGGAUAGAUUUCCAGAAGUAGAACUCCUGAGCCACGGUUCCCCCAAGUAUGAAAAGUGA